AUGAUGAGCAGAAACCGGAUAAGAGUGAUCUGGCUUGGUUUUGCCCUGCUUGUCCACAGCCUGAGAUUAACCUACCUCCUGACUGGUAAGCCAGAUAUGAAAGCCCUACACUGCAUAGUGUACAAGAGCUCCGGCCAGGCUGACUUAUGUUCUAAUCAAGCUAGCCAGCAUGACAUAGACUGGAUUUGGCUUGUUUCACAAAGAUAUGUGGUAGAUGGGAACUUCACUACUCAACAUAUGUUUGUCAGAUGGGCUUGGGUAUAUGGUGAAAGAUCAAGACAGACUCAUCUGUCAUUGGCUGUAGAAAGUAAAGAGUGGUCUUCUUGCGGCAAUUAUCGUGCAGUAAAUGCAGCCAAUAUCAGCAGGAGCAAUCUUCAAGCUACAGGUUUGAUUUUCAGAAGGGUAAAAGCUGGUAUAGACUCUUCCCUCAUUAUUAUGAUGUGGGGUAAAGUAGCCCAGAGCAAGGGCUUGUCUGUAUCUGAAAAUAUGCACAUCGUUCCAGCAGUUGGAAAAUUCCAUCUUAGUGCUCAUAAAUUGGCUUGCUUUGCAAGGUACAGCCUCAACUUUAUUCAAGGGGCUGGACAUGUUGAUGGGGAGAUUUUGGAGACUCUGUGGGCACCAUUCAAUAAGAUCUCCUCAACUGCUCGGUUAAUAAGUCAGGCUCACCGUCAAGAAGUUCUUAAUGAUCAUAUGCAAGACAAACUGGAAAAAAAUAGUGGGAAUAACUUGACAAUUGAGCUUCCAGUGAAGACUCUCUUGAAAAAGUACAAACUGGCUCUCAAAGGUGUUGAUGACACAAAGUCUCCCUUUGAUGAGCUCACUCUGUCUCUGGACUCUGAGAAGAUUUUGAUGUGGAAGAUCAAUGAGAAAAAGGCCAUGGAACAACGUGGGGAGUAUCUUGACAUCUAUCAGUUGCAGAUGAACAAAGCUAAUGUCAUGACUGCUAGUAUGGAUCUUGGAACUGCAACAGUGCAUUUCGACGAUCCUAGAUUCUGCUAUGUAGGUCAUGAUGAAAAUGGUUGGGGAGAGGUCUCAGAUGAAGAGAUCUCAGAGUAUAUCAAUGAAGAAAUCUUGGCUGAAGAGAUAAUGCCCUACCAGGAUGCAUUGGCUCUUGGACUGAGUCCCCUCCAAGCUGAAGAAUUAGAACUUCGAAAGGGCCAAGCCAAUGACUGCCUCAAAAAGCUCUGA
Messenger RNA from Suillus plorans, 1188 nucleotides. RefSeq lists its product as uncharacterized. The record is from RefSeq and is a predicted model, not a curated record. NCBI's taxonomy places the organism in Eukaryota, Fungi, Basidiomycota, Agaricomycetes, Boletales, Suillaceae. Bases 1 to 1188 code for a protein of 395 amino acids. The transcript has 11 exons.